This is a messenger RNA of Chrysochloris asiatica (Cape golden mole), 438 nucleotides long. It is a transcript of the gene PPP1R14D, whose product is annotated as protein phosphatase 1, regulatory (inhibitor) subunit 14D. The record is from RefSeq and is a predicted model, not a curated record. Gene Ontology annotation, molecular function: protein serine/threonine phosphatase inhibitor activity. Gene Ontology annotation, cellular component: cytoplasm. NCBI's taxonomy places the organism in Eukaryota, Metazoa, Chordata, Mammalia, Afrosoricida, Chrysochloridae. Bases 1 to 438 code for a protein of 145 amino acids. The transcript has 4 exons. Gene Ontology annotation, biological process: regulation of phosphorylation.
AUGCUCUCUUCAAGUCCUGCUUCCUGCACUUCUCCCAACCCGGAGAGGGAGAACCCAAGGAAGAAGGUCCAGUGGGCUCCUGGGAGGAGGAGACUAUCAUCCACAGACUCAGAGUUAAAGUCGCAUCCGGACCCCUCCAAAGUGCCCAGGUCCCGGAGACCAAGCCGCCUGACAGUGAAGUAUGACCGAGGGCAGCUCCAGCGCUGGCUGGAGAUGGAACAGUGGGUGGAUGCACAGGUUCAUGAACUCUACCAGGAUCAACCAGCCCCUUCUCAGCCUGAGAUUGACUUGGAGGCUCUCAUGGAUGUACCCACAGAAGAGCAGAAGACCCAUCUGGAGGUUAUUCUCCAAAACUGCCUCCGCCCCACAGAGUCUUUUAUCUCUGAGCUACUCAGUCAACUCAAGAAUCUCCGGAGACUCAGCAGACCUCAGAAAUAA